UACCCCCGUAACUUUCCCCACCUCGUCAUUUGUUUGUUACGUGUCACAGGAAGAUAGUUUUGCUUUUGCUUUUGCUUUUGCAAAGCACUUCCUCGAUUCCUAUGCCAUACGGAAUUAUGACAUUGUGGUAAUUGGAUGGGGACUCUAAGAUAAUAAUCAUGAUGAUCAUUAUGAUCAUGAACCAUGAUAGUAGUUACUUAUAUAAAUUGGGUUGAGAGGGGUCGUUUCUGGACAAGCCUAGAUUUCAGCUGACAGAGAGAAAGCGACGAAAAUAAUUAUAAUAAGCAAUCUCGCAAUUCCUUUGAAAAGUGGCUUAGAUUAUUUUAUUUGUGUCUGUCUGGAUAUUCUGUUAUAUGUUGGGCAAGACUCUGCAUCAUCAUCUGAGUGGAAAACUUGCCUGCCACUGCAAGAGAGUCAAAGAAAGAAAUAUUAUAAAAACCAUGGCAGAGGUCAAUGUGGAUGUGAAUGUGAAUGCUGGUGUAUCAAAGCGUUUGAGGGCUAAAGGAGAAGAGGAAGCAGAAAAUGGUGCUUCUGGUGAGGAAGAAUUCAGGCCACUCUGCCGUGAAAAGGCGAGAGGAGGGGAGCCUCAGGGAGGAUGUAUUUCAUCCGUCAUACCUGGAUGGUUUAGCAGCGUCAAGUUGCCCGAGUUUCCUACAAACGUGCAGUAUUUCAACAAUCCUAUGUGGCCUGGGGAGGCACAUUCGCUGAAGGUUGAGAAGGUAUUGUUCAAGGGCAAGUCAGAAUAUCAAGAUGUGAUGGUUUUUCAGUCAUCAUCAUAUGGAAAAGUACUUGUGCUUGAUGGGGUGGUUCAGUUGUCUGAAAAAGAUGAAUGUGCCUACCAAGAGAUGAUAGCACAUCUUCCUCUUUGUUCUAUUCCAUCUCCAAAAAAGGUAUUAGUAGUUGGAGGUGGUGAUGGGGGUGUUCUGAGGGAGAUAUCUAGGCACCGCUCGGUGGAACAAAUUGAUAUAUGUGAAAUUGACAAAAUGGUUAUAGAUGUAUCCAAACAAUUUUUUCCGGAACUUGGUGUGGGCUAUGAAGAUCCACGUGUUAGACUUCAUAUAGGCGAUGGAGCUGCCUUUUUGAGGGAAUGUCCGGCUGGAACAUAUGAUGCUAUCAUUGUGGACUCUUCUGAUCCAGUAGGUCCUGCUCAGGAACUGUUUGAAAAACCUUUCUAUGAAACAGUGGCCAGAGCACUGAGGCCUGGGGGUGUGGUAAUCACUCAAGCAGAAAGUUUGUGGUUGCAUAUGCAUGUUAUACAAGAUAUUGUCUCAGCAUGCAGGCAGGCUUUCAAAGGCUCUGUCAACUAUGCUUGGACCUCUGUCCCAACAUAUCCAAGUGGAACAAUUGGCUUUAUGAUUUGCUCAACAGAAGGACCAUCUGUAAAUUUCAAGACACCUAUUAAUCCUAUUGAAAAACAGGGUGCUGCAACUAAUUUGAGAGGCCCUUUAAAGUUCUACAACUCAGAGAUGCAUGCAGCUGCAUUUGCUUUGCCAACGUUUGUUGGAAAGGCAUUGGGUCCCCUGCUUGCACCAUCUUUAUGAUAGCAGCCUUGGAGCAAAUUGCUUUACAAUUUGUAACAGAUAUGGGUGUUGUAUUCUUUCCUCAUUUUGAUAUGUUUCCUUUCAGAUAUUACACAUCUUAAGCUAUCUAAUUAAUAUGAUCCAAUACUGUAUUCCAGCUUCAUGAAUCGUUUUGGCACAAUUCAUGAAGACAGAUAUUUGGAGGAAAACCAUCAUUUGGUGGAUGUUACCAUACGAUGAUUUUGGCAUAGUUUCUGAAGACAUUGUCUAUAUAGAUUAUGGAAGAAAACCAUCAAUAGAUGGAAAUUUCCAUGACUUGAUUGCGACCAGGGUCAUCAAACUAAAAGCAUAAUUUGGUCAUUGUUGAAAAUAGUUUAAUUUGUAUCUUGAAAAAUGGCUGCACAGCUACAACUACUUUGAUAUACUUCAAAAUUAUCAGAUUAAUAUGAAAUCUUAUUCCAAGCUUAA
Messenger RNA from Cryptomeria japonica (Japanese cedar), 1988 nucleotides. Its product is annotated as spermidine synthase 2. NCBI's taxonomy places the organism in Eukaryota, Viridiplantae, Streptophyta, Pinopsida, Cupressales, Cupressaceae. The record is from RefSeq and is a predicted model, not a curated record. Gene Ontology annotation, cellular component: cytosol. The transcript has 10 exons. The coding region runs from base 354 to 1541 and encodes 395 amino acids. Gene Ontology annotation, molecular function: spermidine synthase activity. Gene Ontology annotation, biological process: spermidine biosynthetic process.